Messenger RNA from Neodiprion fabricii, 2870 nucleotides. RefSeq names its product alpha-tocopherol transfer protein-like. The record is from RefSeq and is a predicted model, not a curated record. Gene Ontology annotation, molecular function: phosphatidylinositol bisphosphate binding. Gene Ontology annotation, cellular component: membrane. The transcript has 8 exons. The coding region runs from base 986 to 1876 and encodes 296 amino acids. Lineage: Eukaryota; Metazoa; Arthropoda; Insecta; Hymenoptera; Diprionidae.
UUUUUAUUUUCGUUCACCUAUUUUUUUUUUCUCAAGCUAACAGAAAAGAGGAAAAGAGACUAAAAUCAUUGGAAUCUAGUUAACCAUUUUCGAGAUAUCGUAAUUGUUAUUUCUUUUCGUCGUUUUAAAUUUUGUCGGCUCCAAGUGGAAAAAAACCGCGGCAAUUGAAACCUAAAUUAUUCAAAUCCGUGAACCGAUAUCGAACAUAUAUUAUCAUUUUUAUUUAUUCUCAUAUGCAAUUAUUCUAAUGAGUUGAAAAUGACUGAACUGGUCGGACGAAACAUCUUAUUGGUAUUAAGUGACGCAAAACCCCAUCGAUCGGGGCCAGGAUCGUUAGAAUCCCGACAUAUCGGCGGCCUAAAUAAUUGCACACUUAUAAUAAAAAAUAAAAGAGGUUCAACAAUACGUAGCAACGGAUAAAUAUACGUUCCAUGCAGAAUAUUUCAUCUUUUAAAUAAUUGGUCACGUCUCACACGUAAGUUUGCACAUUUCUAAUUCUUCUCGCAUUCAUUCGAAAUACGCGUUCACUUAGCAGGUGACUUGAAAUCGCUUUACAAGUUUGUAUCAAAAUCUUUAAUACCGAUCGAUUACGUCUACGGUUACGAUUACGUCAGGCGGGUGUAUUUCACUUUGACAAAAACAACUGACUCGUUAUUUCCAUUAAACCCCUGACGGACAUUUAAUACAAACCACAAUUUAAAGCCCGAUAUACAAUGGGCCGUGUACUCGUACGCAUUACACUGUACAAGAUACGUGUUUACAGCGAUGAGCGUAACCAUGACACGUUCAUUCUUUCGAUAUUUAUUGUGUACAGGUUCCAUUGUUAUAAACCACGUUUUCAUCAAUGCUUCACGGAACAUGUUUCUAACAAGAACGCUCUGAUGCUUCUGGACAGUCAUUGUUCCUUGAAAUUUAUAAACUGUGAAUGUACCUAAAAAAUGUUGAAUAAAUUUUUCCAUAACACACAGUCACGUGGCCAGGAGAAAUGGAAUACUGGCGUGACUGGUUCCUGGAGCAGAAUGCGGUCCAGCCAUCGAUGAUAAUAGCCUUUUGGGAUUUUUGGCAUCUUUCCGAAAACUGGACAUCGAAUACGCCGAGGAAGCAACUCGAAUGGCUUAUUCUGGGCAGCAAGAUGAGCCUGGAGAGGGCAAAGCAGAAACUGGACAUGUAUUACACGAUCCGACGCCUGGUGCCGGAGCUAUUCAUGAACAGAGAUCCACGAGAUUCUGGUCUAACCGACUUGCACGAUGUAACGCGGUACGUGAUUCUGCCGAAACUGACCCCUGAGAACUGCAGAACUUGCAUUCUUCAACCCACCGUUAAUGAUGUUAAUAAAUUUGAUCCCUGGCUGCUUCACAAAUACAUGUUCAUGGUCGGCGAUAUCCGGAUGGUUGAAGACCGCAGUGUCGGUGACAUAUUCGUCUACGAUCUUGCGAUGAUAAGUCUGGGUCACGUCAUGAAGCUCACCCCCACCCUUCUCAAAAAGUGUGAAGUAGCAGCUUCGGAAGCCUACGCGACAAGGAUAAGAGGCAUUCACUUCAUCAACGCUCCCCCUUUCGUCGAUCGCAUUGUUACCAUGGUCAAGUCCGUGCUGAAACCUAAGCUCGCUGCUAGGAUGCACGUUCACGCUGUUGGCGAUUUGGAAUCAUUCCAUCGGUUGGUACCUAAAUCAAUACUACCCAAGGAUUACGGCGGAAGCUACUCAACUAUGAAAGAGAUAUCUGAUUUGUUGCGUAAGAAAGUGGACGAUUGGCGGGACUGGUUUUUGGAGCAAGAAAAGGUUUUCGCGGACGAACGACUGCGCCCUGGUCCAGCUUUCGACGAGAACGACCUCUUCGGGUUUUCCGGAUCAUUUAGGAAGUUGGCUGUUGAUUAGUUGAACCAUCGAUCUCGAGAACAUCCGGCGGGAAAAAUACUGAGAUACACGUUGUUAGUGGAAAUUGUGGAUACAUGAAGAAACUGUGCCUCUUCUUUUAAAGUAGUUCAAGAUUACUAGUGGAAUUUUGGGAUGGACUAUGGUCACUUGUUAAAAUUGUAAGCACGCUGCGUCAAGCAAUGCAUUGCAGGGGAUCUGAACGUCGAUCUUGCGUCGGUUCAGAGUCCACGUUAACGUGGCUGUGGCGUGAAAGAGACGUUGUACCGCAGAAAUCGUACUUGAAUAUUCCACUUACAUGUUCAUUCCACUAGUAAGCAUGUAAGUGAUUCUGGCACAGCACAAAAUUCUCUCGAAUUUCCAUGAAAAUAGUCCUCUGCGUUUUCAUGUCCACGUGAAUCUGAUUUUGAAUUGGUUAACUUAAAAGACAUGUCAUUAGCUGACUCGUGAAAUUUCUAAAAUAAUUUUUUGACAAAAAGCGUCGAGAUUCGAAGAAAAUUCAACCUCAUUUUCUUUGUAACCAAAGUAAUACAACGUGACUUAUGCUUAUCGUCUCAAAAUUUAUAUUGUGAUCAAAGAUAAUAUCAACUCUUUACUCCUCAUACUGGAAUAAGAUCCACUGAUUUAUUGUUCAUCUGUCAAACUUGCGAAAAGCACAUGAAGCGCGUCUCAUGGGCAGAGGAACAUACUUCCUCAUUGCUGUUCCCAUUUUGCAGUGGAUGGUUGUGUUGUAUAUUAAUGGCGAAAUCAGUUUUGACGCCCAAACUCGCUGCAAUAAUUUGUACUUAAUAGCCAUAAGUGAUAAGUUAAGCCUGUUAAGAUGUGGGGAUGAUAAAAUUUAGGUCAUGAAACCACGAAGCAAUUUUGGACGAAGGGGUAACUUUAAAACAGACCCGCUUUUUCACGAAUUUGCAUAUAAAUAUACCCUCACUGACUUGUCAUACUUUCUUUUGUGGGUCACUAAUAAAUCGCGAUCAACGCAUAUUAAUUUAUCUUA